GUUACUGGACUCUGGUGUAUAUAAGCACCUGGAGAGACAGUUGCUUGCUCUAGGCAGCAGCCAUGGACAAGCUUAAGAUUCUGUUUGCUGUUGUCUUGUCUCUGGGGGCGGCUUCAGCAGCCACUCUUGGUGUGGUACAAACAGAAGGGGGCAGUGUUCAGGGACGAAACAUCCCCCUCGGUCUGUUCCGCUCAGUGGAUGUUUUCAAAGGAAUCCCCUUUGCCGCCCAGCCUGAAACCCUCGAGAAACCCAAACCUCAUCCUGGCUGGAGUGGUAUACUGAAGGCUACAAAGUUUGCUCAGAGAUGUCUGCAGAUGAGCGUGCUCCAGACUUCCAGUUUUGGUAGCGAGGACUGCCUCUACCUCAACAUCUGGGUUCCUCAUGGCCGUCAAGUGUCGUCAAACCUUCCAGUCAUGAUCUGGUUUUAUGGAGGAGGCUUCAUGGUUGGCGGUUCAAUGGGGGCGAAUUUCCUGAAUAACUACCUGUACAGCGGUCAGGAGAUUGCAGACAGAGGCAAUGUUAUUGUGGUGUCUGUGGGAUACCGUGUGGGAACUUUGGGCUUCCUCAGCACGGGGGACUCUGCUUUACCUGGAAACUUUGGUUUGUGGGACCAGCAUGCUGCCAUCACCUGGGUGCACAAGAACAUCCGUUCCUUUGGUGGAGACCCUGAAAAUAUCACCCUCUUUGGAGAGUCUGCAGGUGGAGCUAGUGUCAGCUUCCAGAGUCUGUCCCCCCACAACAAAGGGCUGGUCAAGAGAGCCAUCUCCCAGAGCGGUGUUGCUUUCUGCCCAUGGGCUAUCAACAAGAACCCACACAAACUUGCAGUGGAGGUUGCUGAGAAAGUUGGCUGCCCCACUGAUGACAGGAUGGCCGCGUGUCUGAAAUCCAUUGAUGUUAAGACUCUCACCAUGGCUGCUCCCCGCAUCGUACAAGGCACCCCAGAUACUCCCGGUGUGAUGAACCUGCUUCUGUCUCCUGUUGUUGAUGGUGACUUCCUCCCCGAUGAUCCCGCCAACUUGCUCCACAACACUGCUGACAUCGACUACCUUGUAGGGGUGAAUAACAUGGACGGACAUCUUUUCACCUCACAGGAUAUUCCUUCCAUUGGUAACAAGAAUGAAGACACUUCUGUAGAAGAUUUAAAGAGUCUCCUCGCUGCUUACACUAAAGAGUUCGGAAAAGGAGGUUUGGAAGUUGCCUUCACUGAAUAUGCAUCCGACUGGGAAUCAUCACCCAGCCGGGACACCAUCAAGAGGACCGCUGUGGACAUUGGGACUGAUUACUUGUUCCGGAUUCCUGCACAGAUUGCAAUCUACCUGCAUGCUGAUAACGCCAAGUCCGGCCGUACAUUCUCCUACAUGCUGUCUGAGCCCAGUUUGUUAGCUGGACCAGGCAAACCCUACAAUGACUGGGUGGGAUCUGACCACGCUGAUGACCUGCAGUAUGUGUUUGGCAAACCCUUCACCACACCUAAGGCUUAUGGGGACAGGCACAGAGACUUGUCUGGCUAUAUGAUCGCCUACUGGACUAACUUUGCAAGAACUGGGGACCCUAACAGUGGAAACCUGAAGGUGCCUGUGAUCUGGCCUGAAUUUACCAGCACUGGACAACCAUUCCUAAACCUCAAUGCUGAGAUGAAUGACAGCUCCUUUGGACAGGAAAUGAGGCUUCGUUUUGUCCAUCUUUGGACCACAAUCCUUCCCAGCCUUCCAUCAGAAGGUGUAACACAAGCUCAGUGAUGUUUUUUUUUUUUUUUUUUUUUUCACUUUUGAAAUAAAAGAGUGCAUACAAAAAAAUGAGGGUAAACGAUUCCACCUUUUGACUCCUCCAUCAGUAAUAAAAGAAGUCCAAUUCUUUUCAAUUUAA
Messenger RNA from Labrus bergylta (ballan wrasse), 1866 nucleotides. Its product is annotated as bile salt-activated lipase. Gene Ontology annotation, biological process: pancreatic juice secretion; ceramide catabolic process. Gene Ontology annotation, molecular function: sterol ester esterase activity; triacylglycerol lipase activity; retinyl-palmitate esterase activity. The record is from RefSeq and is a predicted model, not a curated record. NCBI's taxonomy places the organism in Eukaryota, Metazoa, Chordata, Actinopteri, Labriformes, Labridae.